AUGGAUGUGAUAAUGUGGAGAUAUUUGCUUCAGAAUUUUUGAGCAUCCAAGGGACUGAUGGAGAAAGUCAACAACCACUGUUCUUGGUUUACAAGGAUGCAUUCCCUUGCUUGAAAGAGCUAGAGUUAAGUGAAAUGUCCAGGUUGCUGCAUCUAUGGAUAGGAGAUUCUCAGCCCAGCAAUGCCUUUAAAAAUCUGAAGACUUUGAAAGUAUCUGGAUGUGGCAUUUUAGAAAAUUCAUGGUCAUCAACAGUGUCUUUCCAGAAUUUGGAGACUUUGCAAGUUUCAAAGUGUGAUGGACUGAGAUACUUACUGACCCCCUUAAAAGCUAAAACUCUGGAUCAACUUACAAGAAUAAACGUAUCUGAUUGCAAAAUGAUGGAGGAAAUUAUAACACAUUUGGGAGAUGAAGUACUGCAGGAUCCAAUUGUUUUCAACAGACUGGAUUGUUUGGAACUUCACUGUUUGUCCAGCCUUAAAAGCUUUUGUUGUGGGGAUUAUACUCUUGAAUUCCCAUCCUUGAAAAAAGUAAUUGUCAAACAAUGCUUGAAGAUGGAGACUUUUUGUCAUGAAGCUUUAAGCACACCAAAGCUACAAGAACUACGAUUGACAGAAGGAGAGAAUGAAGUUGAAGAAUGUUGGGAGGGCAGCCUUAAUUCCACUAUACAACAUUUGUUCAAAAACAAUACGAAUGCGCAGAGCUCCAAAGAAGAUUGAGGUCAUUUCUUCAAGUAGUUUGUGAUAUGCCACGAUUCCAUUUCCCCCAGGUGAAGAGAGACUUUAUUUCUGCCAUCUUAACUGAUAUCAUCUUCACAUUUGGUUGAAGGUGGAGCACCCUCUGUUUAUGCAUUUGUCCUGUUGUUUAUUCUUUAUUGGAUUUGUAUUAUGUAUUCCAAUUUCUCCAAGUUGCCAAACAUUUUUGGCAAACAAGAAGAUACGAUAUGCAGUUUGUUAAUUUCUGUUGAUGGAUUAUUUGCAAUUAUAUUAACUGAGCAAAAGCACUUGCU
This is a messenger RNA of Pistacia vera, 1006 nucleotides long. RefSeq lists its product as uncharacterized. The transcript has 3 exons. The record is from RefSeq and is a predicted model, not a curated record. Bases 135 to 716 code for a protein of 193 amino acids. Lineage: Eukaryota; Viridiplantae; Streptophyta; Magnoliopsida; Sapindales; Anacardiaceae.